UGACGUGAAGUCCUCAUAUUCCCGGGCUUCUUUCUCCUCUGGGUACCAGCUCCUUACUGCCCUGCAGGCGUUCGUGCUUGUGGCCAAGAGAAAGAGGACGUAAAUUCUUUAAAUCCCAGAAGAGAACUCCCUCCUUCCCGCCCCUUCCUUUCUGUCUGCAGGUCUGAGGGUCUGUGUUCACAGACAUCUCCAGGCAAGUAAAAGAGGAGGAAACUAUCCCGAAUCGUCUCAGGGAGAGGAGCACUCAGACGGGGGUCUCUGAGGGAAACCGCAACAGCAUGCAAAAAUCCUGCAAAGAAAAUGAAGGAAAGCCCAAGUGCAGCGUGCCAAAGAGGGAGGAAGAACGCCCCUAUGGAGAAUUCGAACGCCAGCAAACAGAAGGGAAUUUUAGGCAAAGGUUGCUUCAGUCUCUCGAGGAAUUUAAAGAGGACAUAGACUAUAGGCAUUUUAAGGAUGAAGAAAAGACAAGAGAGGGAGACGAGAUGGAAAGGUGUUUGGAAGAGAUAAGGGGUCUGAGAAAGAAAUUUAGGGCUCUGCAUUCUAACCAUAGGCAUUCUCGGGACCGUCCUUAUCCCAUUUAAUGCAUUUCUCCCCUGAAUUCAACUAUUUUCUGUUAUUAAUACUGCAACAUUGGUUCCCUUUGUCUGCGUUUUCUUGCUAAAUAUUUGCUACUAUUUUAUUCCAAUCCUUCAGUGUUCCUUUGAUUUACAUAUGACUCGUUACCAUUUCAUCCUUUAACCCAAUCUCACUCAUUUAAUAGGGUUGUUUCAUUCAUUUGCAUGGGAAGAUGCUCAUUGUAUAUUGUAAAGUGAAAAUAAUAUGUUGCAAAAGGAUAUAUAUAGAUAUGUCUAUCUAUAUAUAUCUUAUAGGUACAUUUAUACAUGUCAUAAUGCAAAAAAAUGUCUGAAUUAUUAUACACCAAAAGGUUAACAGUGAAUCUCUGUGAUCUGUAUUUUAUUUUAUUUUUUGCCUAUCUGCAUCUUCUCAUUUUCCAAAAUAAUGAAUAAUAUAAAUGUG
Orcinus orca (killer whale) is the source of this 1017-nucleotide messenger RNA. It is a transcript of the gene TCEAL7, whose product is annotated as transcription elongation factor A like 7. The transcript has 3 exons. Bases 279 to 581 code for a protein of 100 amino acids. NCBI's taxonomy places the organism in Eukaryota, Metazoa, Chordata, Mammalia, Artiodactyla, Delphinidae. The record is from RefSeq and is a predicted model, not a curated record.